GACUCGAUAGCUACUCUACGUUCAUUCGUUCGUUCCUUAGAUACCAAGACCAGCGAGACUAGACUAGAAACCAUAGGUGUCUUAGGGAGGGUGUAUGACGGGCAGUCAAGCUCGCCGAGCUUGAAUACUACAGAAUUUCCUUCACCUACUCGACAUCACCUCCGUAUUAAACACGCGAUACCUCGCUAGCAACAUUUAAUAGUCUGGUUUUACCUUGCAUACAACUACAAGGCCCGCGUCCCUAGCCAUUUUUGCAUUACCAGGGCGAACCGCGUGGAGGCACCAGGAUAUUGGAUACAUACCUAGAUCCGUGCUUUUUACGAACCCUUUGCCUAGUUCGCCUUCUCUAUACUCGCCACUACAGUCCAGUGAUAUUCGUAUUCUAGACCCUACUUGACAGUUCAUUUGAUAUCAUGGAUUUCUCCCUCAAACGUGCCGUUCCUACCGACGAUGAGAAUUUACAAGAGCCUGAGGCUAAGCGACAACGAACUAUCGAACCCGACUCCCGCUCUGUUACACCAGCUGAUAUCGACCUAUCAGAGAGACCGAUUUACGAUGUGGUGAGACGUCCGAAUGCCGAAGACUUUGGUAGAGAUGGGCUUCGACGUUCUAUCGGUGUAGCGCUGAAGCACGUGGGCUUCGACGCUGCUACUCCUGAUGCUCUGGAAGGGUUUACGGAGACGGCUGAUACGUAUAUCACGGGCUUUAUCGAGCACCUUCGUCGUAUCGCCAAUGCGGCAAGAAGAAACGACCCUAUACCAGAAGAUUUCGAGCUCAUCCUUCGUCGUCACGAUGUUGACCUAUCGUCUCUAAAGCUACAUCUUAAGAAUCCUGUACGGGAAGAGUACGUUGCGCCAUCGUUCUUCGACCCCGUAACGGAAGACGUUCAAUACCUUCAGAAGCCGCGGCCAUAUCUAGGUGAAGAGCUGUCUGGAGAGAAAGAAAAAGAAGCCCGACCGUGGAUACCAAAGAAUUUCCCAGCAUUCCCCAGCGCGCAUACCUACCGAUUCACCCCUGCGGAACAAGAGGCCGAUAUCGAAAAGGAGCAAUUACAGGCGGAAGUAGAUGCGAAGAAGGGCGAGGCAGCGCUGAGGCGAAUCAACCGAGCUGCUAGAAUUAGUCGACAGAAGGAGCUCAGAAGCGUUGCGCAGCGCGAUCCGCUAAGUCGCAAACGACACCAGAAUUGGGAGGACAUGAUGUCCGAGUUGCUACCCAAGGCCGGCCCGGCGCCGAGUAGUGCGCCAGAUAUUGCCGACCAUAGCUCGAUUGUUAACUUUGGUACUAAGUAUGGACGGAAGGGAAUACCUAAAAACAGCCGACGGCCACAGGCUGACCCCUUCAAUGGCAUGAUUUGACGAAUACAUAUCGACCAGUUGAUCUCCGAUGAAAGAGGACGCCACUACUUAAUAUUAAUCGGUCAUGAUGCGUAGCCUUGGUGGUAAGAUGCUCCCCUGUGAAACUGGCUUAUUGUUUAGAGACUUAAUUUGUUG
Daldinia vernicosa is the source of this 1490-nucleotide messenger RNA. RefSeq lists its product as uncharacterized. Gene Ontology annotation, biological process: transcription initiation at RNA polymerase II promoter. Bases 414 to 1355 code for a protein of 313 amino acids. The record is from RefSeq and is a predicted model, not a curated record. The transcript has 3 exons. Gene Ontology annotation, molecular function: protein heterodimerization activity. Lineage: Eukaryota; Fungi; Ascomycota; Sordariomycetes; Xylariales; Hypoxylaceae. Gene Ontology annotation, cellular component: transcription factor TFIID complex.